CUCCAACACACUUUGACGUUCUGAACACGUGAAUGUGAUGGGGAUGGAGAUGCGGCGCAUAUAUUGAGAUGGCCACAACAACACGCGACGAGCGAUCCUCUUUUGUCACGCACAAGAGCGGGAAGCGUACAAGCAUGCCCUCUAUCAACGAAAUAUAGUGAGCCCCCAAGAGAGGACGGGCCGGCCGUGUAUUGUGUGUAUUAUUGUGUGUGAUGUGUGUUGUCGUGUUUGCGUUCAGUGGUGGUCGUCAGCGGUUGAAGGUGCUGUCGAACGUGAGGGCCAACCCUAAAUGGACGAUCAAGUGAGGGAGGGAUGGAGGGGCUCACUCACACACAUUCGCAGACACGCAAACACACGAAGAGAGGGAGGGAGAGAGAGAGAGAGAGAAGGGCCAGACAGGCAGACAGACACCUCUGUGUGUGCGGAUGUGGGUCUGUCUGUGUGUGUGUGUCGUGUCAGGGGUCGUCCUCGUGAUUUGAGUCCCGUUGUCAACGUUCCAGGGCCGGGCACAUAUGGGAGGCCUGCAAAAGAAGUCGAAAGCAACCAGAGGACCGCCGCAACCACCGUGUAUGUGAAGCGACCACACAGGGGAUUUACUGCUGGCAGCACACACGUGACAUGACCGCCCAUCUGACUGUGUGUGUGUAGAUUUGGCACAAGUCAUCGAGAUGAGCUGAAGCCGUACCAGGGGCCGGGGCCAGGUGAGAGAGACAGGGGCAAGAUAGUGACACGUACGGAUGGAUGGAUACACGUGCCGCCUGUGUGUGUGUUCAGGUGCGUAUCAGUAUGCGGCUGAGGCGGGCAAGGGCAUACGGUCGCCCCCACAAUACACCAUGACGCCCAGAAGGUACGUGUGUGCACCACGCAGGGAGCCACGCAUCCAUAUACGGCAGUGUCGGUGGGGCGGGUGGUCUUGCAGACCUGACAAAUCGCUGAUGGGCAACGAUCUCCCCUCCCCUGACGCCUAUAUGCCGACGGGGGCACACUUGGAAAAGGCGCCUGUCUUCGGGUGAGUAAAGUGUGCUUGGAUGCGGCACAGUCACCGGCAGUCCCAGUGUGUCUUUUUGUUUUCAGUUUUGGGUCGUGUGAGCGCAAGACUCUCACUCUGGCUGAGGGGCCCGGCCCAGGCACAUACAGGGUGACGCUGCCGCCAGCCACGCCAUCAUAUGGGUACUCAUGGAUUGAUGCACACACUAUCCACACACGCAGGAUCUGUCUGCUGGUAUAUCAGGCUGGGGACGACUCCCCGACCCUCUAUGGGCAGCAAGGAAGCGAGAAACUCUCCAGGUAGAUGUGUGUGUGUGUGUGUGUGUGUGUGCACGGAUUGGGUGGAUUCUUGCUUCUCUGUAGGUCCUGGCGCGUACAGCGUGCCAUCUCCCGUGGGCGAGGGGCCGAAGUACUCCCUGGGAGCCAAGUACACAUCCUUGUUCGGCGGCAAUGGUCAGCCUGCCAGAAAAGUGUGCGUGUGCGUGGAUCUCUCUCUCUCUCUCUGUGUGUGUGUGUGUGUCUGUGUGUGUGUGUGUGUCUGUGUGCAGGGAAUGUUGGCCCCGGGGGCUACGAAGUCAAGAGCACUGUGGGCGACAACAUCCAGUGGAGGUGUGACACACACAGCACACAUCCAUCCAUCCAUCAGUCCAUCCAUCCAUGUGUCUGUCUUCAUCUGUGUCAGCCUGCGCGGCCGUCCGAAGGAUGACAUCUUCAUCAGGGGAGGCGGCAAACACACACCAGGGCCAGGCAACUACCGAGUGAGCGGCAGAGCACGAAUGCCACAUGUACACAUGCAUCAACCGGUGUGUUGUGCGUGUGUGGUCAGCUGGAGCGCUCUGACGGUUUUGUGUCUGGGUGCGCGCGAACUUCGCCGAGAUGGGGGUUCGGCUCGUCUGCCAGGAAAGGUACGCACACCAGUCACUACACACGGCGCGACGUUCCUCUCUAUCUCUCUGUGUCUGUGUCUGUGUGUGUGUGUGUGUGUGUGCAGGAUUGACGGCGUCAUCCGACCCCUCUCCCUGCGAGUAUCAGAUCAAUGACGGAUACAGCUCACUCAUCCGGAAACAGCCCAUGUUCGGGUAUGCACUCAAAUGUGUGUUUGUGUAUGUCUGUGCACACAUGCAUUUCUUCAUCUGCGUCCAUCUGGUGUGUGGGUGUGUAUGUGUGCAGCUUUGGGUCGUCAUCUCGGCCGCCAAUCAACAGUCCUGGUACACAGCCACCUGUGCAUCUUGCCAACUACAGACACACGCACACCCACCGCCUAUCCCUUGGAUGCGCACGCAGGCAUUGCCCCCGGCCCUGGCAACUACCAAGUGGCUUCGCUCGUCGGGAGAGCACCCAUGUAAGGCCACCAAGACACAGCCACAUACACACAUCGGUGCAUCCGCACACACAUGUACCCACUCAUGCAGGUACUCGAUGACCCCCCGCCGCGAAGCCAUCCAAGAGCUAGUCAAACGGAGAUACAACACACCUGGUCGGCAUCCACACACGCAGCGACACACAGACUCAAGGAGCCUCACCUCUGUGUGUGUCGUGUCGCAGCUCCCGGCACGUAUCGCGGCCCCGAUCAGCUUCACGGUCCGCGCUGGGGGUUCGGCUCGUCAAUGAGAAGCGACAUGGCCAGGGGCAAGGAGGGCGGCGCGGGGCCAGGUGAGACAGACAAGACGAACUGAAAUGGUCGAUGGGAGAUGGACUCAUAUUGUGUGUCUGCGUGCAGGUGCGUAUGCCGUGGCGUCUCUGGUGGGCGAGGGGCCGAAGAUCUCACUCAGUGGACGGCCGAAGGACCUCAAACCAUUGUAAAGCGACUGACACGCAUAUGCACAGCGCGGAUGCAUGUGUGUGUGUGUGUGCAUCCAUUGAGUCUCUCUCUGUGUGUGUGUGCAGCGAAGUUCCUGGCCCGGGUCACUACAUGGCGGAUGCAACCGAGUUCGAUUGACGAGAGCGACUGACUAACGUGUCUGGGUGUUCCAUUCCAUUCCUUUUCUUUGCUAGCUGGCUGGCGUUGUUGCUCUGCUCGUGUACAUAACAUAACAUAACAUAUAACAUAGACAUACAUACAUACGUACGUACAUAUAUACAUAUAAUACCUAAUAUGGAUAGACCAGAACAUACGCGUGUGUAUGUAUGGAGUAUCUCUUGUGUUGUCUUCGUCUGGUCUGCCUCUGAGUGGUCUGCGAAUGAAGUGCACGAAGGGAAGGAAAAGCGACAGACCGACGGACAUAUAUACAUACUUGGACGCUGUAAUGGGCUGAUGCGCUGUGCCUUUCUAAC
Molecule: messenger RNA, 3261 nt
Organism: Vitrella brassicaformis
Lineage: Eukaryota; Vitrellaceae
Source: the annotation of a GenBank genome assembly